AUGCUUAAUCAUUUUUUGUGUGAAGGAACUCAAUUAGCAAGUGGUGGUAAUGAUAACAUGCUCUUGAUUUGGGACAAAUCAAAUGAUAGUCCAAUCUAUAAAUUUCUUCAUCACACUGCUGCUGUUAAAGCAAUUGCUUGGAGUCCACAUUCACAUGGUCUUUUAGCAAGUGGUGGUGGUACUCAAGAUAAACAUAUUCGUUUUUGGUCAACUACAACUGGUGAAGCAUUGGAAAGUUAUGAUACUGAGUCACAAGUUUGUAACCUUGCUUGGUCUAGGCAUGCAAAUGAAAUAGUUUCUACUCAUGGGUACUCUCAAAAUCAAAUAAUUCUUUGGAAGUAUCCUUCUAUGGAACAAUUAGCUGUGUUAAAAGGACAUUCUUUUAGAGUAUUAUAUCUUUCUGUUUCACCUGAUGGUCAAAAUAUAGUUACUGGUGCUGGUGAUGAAACAUUACGUUUUUGGAAUAUCUUUAACAAUGCAAAAAAGGAGCCAAAACGUGAAUCGUUUUUUAAUUUUAGGGCAAAAAUUCGAUAA
This is a messenger RNA of Entrophospora sp. SA101, 534 nucleotides long. Lineage: Eukaryota; Fungi; Glomeromycota; Glomeromycetes; Entrophosporales; Entrophosporaceae. The record is from the annotation of a GenBank genome assembly.